Molecule: messenger RNA, 1818 nt
Organism: Acomys russatus (golden spiny mouse)
Lineage: Eukaryota; Metazoa; Chordata; Mammalia; Rodentia; Muridae
Gene: Pax7
Product: paired box 7
Exons: 9
Coding region: 53-1564 (503 amino acids)
Biological process (GO): regulation of transcription by RNA polymerase II; anatomical structure development
Molecular function (GO): RNA polymerase II cis-regulatory region sequence-specific DNA binding; DNA-binding transcription factor activity, RNA polymerase II-specific
Source: RefSeq, a predicted model, not a curated record
GGCGCCGAGGUUUAUCCAGCCAACUCGAGAUUCCACUCCGGAGUGCGCAGGAAUGGCGGCGCUGCCCGGCGCGGUCCCCAGGAUGAUGAGACCUGGCCCGGGGCAGAACUACCCGCGCACCGGCUUCCCCCUGGAAGUGUCCACACCUCUUGGCCAAGGCCGGGUCAAUCAGCUUGGUGGGGUCUUCAUCAACGGGCGACCCCUGCCGAACCAUAUCCGCCACAAGAUAGUGGAAAUGGCCCACCAUGGCAUCCGGCCCUGUGUCAUCUCCCGUCAGCUCCGUGUUUCCCAUGGCUGUGUCUCCAAGAUUCUGUGCCGGUACCAGGAGACUGGGUCUAUACGGCCCGGGGCUAUCGGUGGCAGUAAGCCCAGACAGGUGGCGACUCCAGAUGUGGAGAAAAAGAUUGAGGAGUACAAGAGGGAAAACCCUGGAAUGUUCAGCUGGGAGAUCCGGGACCGGCUGCUGAAGGACGGCCACUGUGACCGAAGCACGGUGCCCUCAGUGAGUUCGAUUAGCAGAGUGCUCAGAAUCAAGUUCGGGAAGAAAGAGGACGAUGAAGAAGGGGACAAGAAAGAGGACGAUGGCGAGAAGAAAGCCAAGCACAGCAUCGACGGCAUCCUGGGCGACAAAGGGAACCGUCUGGACGAGGGCUCAGACGUGGAGUCAGAACCUGACCUCCCUCUGAAGCGUAAGCAGCGUCGAAGUCGGACCACGUUCACUGCUGAGCAGCUGGAGGAGCUGGAAAAGGCCUUCGAGAGGACACACUACCCAGACAUCUACACCCGAGAGGAGCUGGCCCAGAGGACCAAACUCACGGAGGCGCGUGUCCAGGUCUGGUUCAGUAACCGUCGCGCCCGCUGGCGCAAGCAGGCAGGAGCUAACCAGUUGGCUGCCUUCAACCACCUUCUGCCUGGAGGCUUCCCACCCACUGGCAUGCCCGCCCUGCCACCCUACCAGCUGCCGGACUCUACCUACCCCACCACCACCAUCUCCCAAGAUGGUGGCAGCACAGUGCACAGGCCCCAGCCCCUUCCACCGUCAACCAUGCAUCAGGGUGGGCUGGCUGCGGCUGCUGCAGCAGCUGACACCAGCUCGGCCUACGGAGCCCGCCACAGCUUCUCCAGUUACUCAGACAGCUUCAUGAACCCUGGGGCCCCCUCCAACCACAUGAACCCCGUCAGCAAUGGCCUGUCUCCUCAGGUGAUGAGCAUCCUCAGCAGCCCGAGUGCCGUGCCUCCACAGCCCCAGGCCGACUUCUCCAUCUCCCCGCUGCACGGAGGCCUGGACUCCGCUUCCUCCAUCUCAGCCAGCUGCAGCCAGCGGGCAGACUCCAUCAAGCCAGGAGACAGCUUGCCCACCUCCCAGUCUUACUGCCCACCCACCUACAGCACCACCGGCUACAGUGUGGAUCCUGUGGCUGGCUACCAGUACAGCCAGUAUGGCCAAACUGCUGUUGAUUACCUGGCCAAAAACGUGAGCCUGUCCACACAGCGCCGCAUGAAGCUGGGGGAACACUCUGCCGUGCUGGGACUUCUCCCUGUGGAAACAGGCCAGGCUUAUUAGGGCCCUUGGGGUGACUCACCCUAGCCAAUGGCCCAGCCUAACCCUGAGCCUCCCCCAUCUCAAUCCCCUCAUGCCCCUGGGGUUGCAGGAGGCCAGGGAAGGAACCUUUCCCCUUCCUACAGGCAGCCCUCUGGAGACUGACAACCAAUGUAUCAUUCACCCAUGGUUAACGACUCAGAGUGGCCCCUUGGGUCUUCCUCUGUCUCCCGAGGGAUUCCUAGCCAUCUUGCAGUGAUCUCGAGCUCACAUCCAUC